Messenger RNA from Colletotrichum fioriniae, 873 nucleotides. RefSeq lists its product as uncharacterized. Gene Ontology annotation, molecular function: O-methyltransferase activity. The record is from RefSeq and is a predicted model, not a curated record. NCBI's taxonomy places the organism in Eukaryota, Fungi, Ascomycota, Sordariomycetes, Glomerellales, Glomerellaceae.
AUGCCUCACUUUGACGAAAGCAAGGCAUACGCCGUCCAGGAGGAAGUAUUCUUCGACGACGGCCGCGAAAUCGAACUCCUACACUUUGUCUACAGCCAGCCCAAUCUCGAUGAGAUCCGCGGCUCGCCCGAGGGCGUGUUGAAGGCGAUUGACGACUUUGGCCGGACCAAGAAAUACCUGAUGAACGUGGGCGAGGACAAGGGCAAGAUUGUGACAGACUUGAUCGCCGAGGUCAAGCCCAAGGUAAUGGUCGAAUUAGGAGGCUACGUAGGCUACUCCUGCAUCCUCUUCGGCGCCGCCGUGCGCAAAGCCUCCCCGGGAGGCGGAGCGCAAUACUUCUCCCUCGAGCGCAACCCCGAAUUCGCCGCCGUCAUCGGCUCCCUCGUCGACCUCGCCGGCCUCACCGACACGGUCAAAGUCGUCGUCGGCCCCAGCGACGCCUCCAUCGCCCGGCUGCACUCCGUCGGCGCCUUUUCCAAAAUCGACCUCAUGUUCCUGGACCACUACAAACCCGCCUACACCACGGACCUCAAACUCGCCGAACAACUAAGCCUCGUCGGCCCCGGUUCCGUCCUCGCCGCCGACAACGUCAUCAAGCCGGGCAACCCCCCUUACCUCGAGUACGUCCGCAGCUCGGUGGCUGACAAGCGCGCCGCGGCGAAAGACGUCGGCGCCGCGAGGAAGGCGGCCGGGUGGCAUGACGAGCGCACGGCGAAGCAGUACGAGAAGCGGGAGGGUGAGGAGAGGUUGGACCUGUCGCGCAUCGGGAACCCGAAUCUGCGAUAUGAGAGCAAGCUCAUCAACAGCUUUGAGCCGACUGGUGUGCCUGAUGGUGUUGAGAUUACAAGAUGUGUUGGUGAGGAGAAGGAAUGA